Messenger RNA from Homalodisca vitripennis (glassy-winged sharpshooter), 1601 nucleotides. RefSeq lists its product as uncharacterized. The transcript has a single exon. The record is from RefSeq and is a predicted model, not a curated record. The coding region runs from base 24 to 1502 and encodes 492 amino acids. Gene Ontology annotation, molecular function: zinc ion binding; nucleic acid binding. NCBI's taxonomy places the organism in Eukaryota, Metazoa, Arthropoda, Insecta, Hemiptera, Cicadellidae.
AUGAACAUUUUUGAACUGGGUGGAUGAACUUGUCUGUUUCGCUGUUUAACUUGGUUUCUUGCAUCACGAUGAGUGCGUACCACUUAAGAAAAUCUGAGGUGGAAUAUGAACUGAAAAUCAGGGGUGUUUCUUCAGAAGGUUCGGCAGGAGAGUUAAGGAAGCGCUUGUCACAUUGUCUAUCUACGAAUGUUCCAGCGGAUGCGGCCGUUGUAAAUAAUUUGGAUGUGGAGACAGAAUUAGAAGAGUGUGAGGCUAAGUUGUCUGACUUGUCAUCUUUGGUUUCUGAUUAUGAUGGAAAUCGCGCGGACAAUGAGUUCCAACGGCUUUCUGCAAGGUUGUGGCAUCUGUACUACCGUGUUGAGAGAAUUCCUGAUACUGCCUCUACUGAUAUUGAACCGGGACAGCGGAAAUCUGAGUUGCUUGUGAAAACAAAGACUUUUAAUGAUUCUUUUAUCAGUACGGCCCCUCAGAACAUUCCUUCUACCUACCAGGACUCAUCAAGAUUAACACAGAAGACUACGAAAUCUGUUGAGACAUCUGAGGUUGGAAAAAUCAUUGCCUCAGCUGAUAUGAAUGUUCGAAAAACACAAUAUCUUCCAUUAGGCCUACUUCCCGAGACAGUGAUAGAUCAAGGCAGGGCUGGGUAUUCAACUGAUCAAGUUCCUUUUCAGGAGUCUCGUGAUGUCAGUAGUAGAUCUCGAAGCAAGUCAGUUCCUGUGUAUAAAUGGGGUGUACAGUUUGACAACUCACCAGGGCAGAGUAUUGGAGCAUUUUUAGAAAGAGUCGAGGAGCUCAGGAGAGCUAGAGGAGUUACACCUCAGGAGUUGUUUAAUUCUGCAGUGGACCUAUUCAGUGGUUCUGCACUGAUUUGGUAUAGAUCAACUCAGUCAAGAAUUUCAUCUUGGGAGGAGCUAUGCAAAGAAAGGCGUAUUGUAUUCCAGGCCCCUGAUUAUGACUUUCAGUUACAACAGGAAAUUUUUACUAGAGUGCAAGGGGAUAACGAGUCUAUAGAUCUGUUUAUUGCUGCCAUGGAAGGUCUGUAUGGUAGGUUGGCUUCCAGUGUUCCAGAACCAACCAGGCUUAAGUUAAUAAUGCACAAUCUACAUCCUCAACUUCAAGACCGUCUGGCCUUAUUUGACAUAAAGUCUUUGGAAGAUCUUCGAUGUUUAGGAAGAAAAGCGGAAGCGGGCCGUUUAAGAUCUCUUCGUAGACCACCUCCACACCAAAAUGUAGCUUUGGAACCAGAUUUAGCGUAUUUUGAGCCUCAUAGGAAACGAUCUCUUCCACUUGUAAAAGUCGCAAGCGCCCAGUUCAGAAAUUCCUCACCCACUUCUUCUGUUUCUUGUUGGAAUUGCGGAGAAUCUGGCCACAGAUUUUCUAAUUGUCGUAAAGAACGUAAACGUUUUUGUUUUGGCUGUGGUGCUCCUGAGAUGUUGAAGACUAACUGUCCCAAGUGUGGGCCAAAAAACGGGCAGCGCAGGGAGUCAAGUGCACCAAAGUAACUGACUCCCUGAACAUUGGUUUUGCUAAUUUCGAGACUAAACAUUCAAAUUUAGACUGCAGGCCUGUAUCCUAUGUACUUGACCGCUCUGUGAGCGACC